GUGCCCCUGGUGGGCACACCGCCGAGGAACAUCGACUUCGAGCGUCUGCGAGGGCCACGUGACGUUCUGGACAUUGCCGUGUGCAGGAGCUUCCUGAACGAGGAUGAGAUAUCCCUUGCCAUGGCCAUAGCGCAGGAUGGAGAGGCCUGGGCGAUCGAUGAUCGUGACGACGAUCUUGGCUACGCACAUGAGGUGUGGCGCAUCGAGGAGGUGCUUCAGGUUCACGAGCCCGGCUUCUUUCAAAAGCUUAUUGCCUCAGCUUGGUCAGUGGAGAAGAGGAUGUGGGGAAACAUCCUCGAGUUCGUCUUUCCGGAGAUCGAGUACAUCGAGUAUGAUGUGAAGAAGCUGGGGCGACCCGGCUCGAUCGCCCGCCACACGGACAACGACAGCCUGAUUACCAUGGUGGUGCUGCUCUCAGAAACUUCGGAUUUUCAGGGGGGCAUCAACUGCUUCGAAGGAACGUCCCACGAGCGCGAGGUGCCGCUCCAAAGAGGGGACGCCUGCUUCUUCUUCGGACAUUGCUGCCAUCACUGGAUUACGCCGGUCACAACCGGGUCCCGCCGGAUCCUCCAGAUGGAACUGCGCAAUCGCUACGAGGAACCGCCCAGCCGCAUUCGUCGCUGUGAGACGUGGGCUGUGAAAAGAGAGGUUAUGGGCUAA
This is a messenger RNA of Symbiodinium sp. CCMP2456, 660 nucleotides long. The record is from the annotation of a GenBank genome assembly. Lineage: Eukaryota; Dinophyceae; Suessiales; Symbiodiniaceae.